This is a messenger RNA of Gloeophyllum trabeum ATCC 11539, 342 nucleotides long. RefSeq lists its product as uncharacterized. The coding region runs from base 1 to 342 and encodes 113 amino acids. The transcript has 4 exons. The record is from RefSeq and is a predicted model, not a curated record. NCBI's taxonomy places the organism in Eukaryota, Fungi, Basidiomycota, Agaricomycetes, Gloeophyllales, Gloeophyllaceae.
AUGCUAGACCACCUCGCCGCCGCCUCCUCCAUCCACCCGUCCGCUGCCAUCCUCGACAUGCUCUCCCACCUCUCCAGCAUCGUCGUCGAGCGGGUCGGGGAGAUGGAGGAUGCUACUUGCCCGCGCAGUGGAGGAAAAAACGAGUUUGUGCGCGGCGGGUAUCGGUCUAUUCCGUGGUGGCUGCUGAUCGUGCUCUCGCUCUUCGCGCUGCACAACGAGACUCUCAACAUCUACACGCACCUCAUCCCGUUCCUCAUCUGGCUCCCGUCCCUCCUGCGCUCGCUCCCGUCCCUCCUCCUCUCCUCCGCCUCCUCCCUCGCACAUUCCUCCGCCACCCUAUGA